CCAAGAAGCCUGUCCGGGUGGUGGCUGUUGAGCGGGCGGCUUGUUUCAUUCCUGCCCCUGCCGCCUCGGGAAAGACGCCGCGGUUCCUUCCUACGCUGCAGUCACGGAGCUUCUGGGAUGGGUCUGCAUUGGGGAGGCGAGUCAGGGCACUGCAAGGUCAUUAGCCAAGGGUAACGGGCGUCCUGGCCUCGGUACGGCGGCGGGGCAGAGGCCGAGUGGUGAGAGAGCGAGAGCCCAUCAUCCUGCACCUUCGGCCAUGGCGACAUUAACUUCGCAAGUAUUAUCUCACGUCGGAAGGGGCGGACUCCAGGGCCAACGCCUAAGCCAGCCUUAAAACGAAGAAGUCCAGCUGUACAGCCCCUUUCUUAAGUCAGUUCUGGAUCCUCCCAGACUUUUUGAAUAUAGUGCUGAAUUACAAAGUGAAAUGGCCCUUGCUACUCCAAAUGUAUUCAUGCAUUUUUUUGCUAAAUCUCAGCCUCGCAUGUCGUUACCCGCUCUUUCAUCCUUUUGGAGUCAAAGAAAGAACAACUUUUUACAGCAUUUCAGAUACACAACUGAUGUCAUUUCAGAAGAGAACAAAGCCACUGUAGAAAGCCUCUCUAUGUUAUCUGUGGAUAUCAAGAAGAUCCGAAGGCUUAAGCCAUGGGUGCUCUCAAAAGAGAUGACAUAUGUCGAAGAAACAGCUAAGAUUUUGCAAGAAAUGGGAGCUGAUGGGAGUUCUGUGGCGUAUAUUUUUGAACGCUGUCCUGAAGCAAUCCUCUGUAGCCCUAAAGAUAUCAGUUGUCAAAGAGAUCUGUGGUUAUCUGUUUGCCAAAAUGAAAAACAAUUAGUCGAAUUAAUAAAACGGUUUCCAGAUUCUUUUUUUACAGUUGAACAUUAUGAAAAUAGGAAAGCCAAUGUUAGAUUAUUUAAAGAUUUGGGACUGAAGAAUACGAUUAUCAGCAGGCUUCUAACAAGUGCAUCAAAUAUUUUUUACAACCCUGUUGCAAAGAACAAGCAUAUGAUAGAAACCCUGCAAAGUAACUAUCUAAAGCUAGGUGGUUCGCAGGAGAAUAUGAAGAACUGGCUACUAAAGUUGCUAAGUCAAAAUCCGUUUAUUUUGUUAAAUAGUUCUGCCACUGUCGAAGAGAACCUAGGGUUUCUUAAGAACAAAUUCAAGGAUUCAGAAGUUUUAAGUCUGCUGUCCAAGCUGAAGGGGUUUAUUUUUCACCUUAACCCUAGCACUAUGCAGAAGAGCCUAUUGUUCUCAAAGAAUAUUUUCAAGUGUAGUGAUCAAGAAUUAAAAGAGCUAAUAAUAAGAUGCCCUGCCCUUCUCUACUAUUCAGUUCCAGUUCUGGAAGAAAGACUAGAGGAAUUGCUGAAGGUGGGAAUUUCUGUACACCAAAUUAAAGAGACACCUGCAGUGUUAGAACUGUCAACUGAAAUAGUGCAAUACAGGUUAAAAAAAUUAGAUGCUAUAGGAUACAAUCUAAAAAGUAGAACUCUAGAAUAUUUGAAUGGGACAAGAAAAGAUUUUGAGGCUACUUAUGGAAAGAUACAAGCAAAAAGGGAGAGACCAAUAUUUAAUCCAGUUGCUCCUUUAAAAAUUGAAGAUUAAUUUUCAAAACCUGCUUAAACAAUACUAAUCGGGAGAGUGGAAAAGGGUACUUAUUCAUAUUUCACAACUGGAAUAAAUUGGACCUAACUUGUACUCACAAAGUGGAUUUUUAUUCAGGACUUGCUCCUCAACUUAAGUUGGACACCAACUUACGAGGAACUUUUAAUGAUAAUGGAUUUAGUUGUAUUACCGAUAUCAAGUUUACUGUAUCAACAGAAAAAUAAAGCAGUUAUAGAGCAUUGUGCUGCUUUUAGUCUGUUGAUGUUAUGGAAAUAGCCCUGUGGUUCCAUGAUUCCAUAAUGUUAAGUUUUCUUUUAUUAGGAGUUCCACAUUUCUUAGUAUACUAGGGGGGGGUGUCUCUUGGAUUUUGGCGCCCUACCUUUUGAUCAACCUCCCUGGCUCCCCCCCUUUUGAUUAUAAAAAUAACUUUUCUAACUUUUAUAGUUGAAGUUGUAAAAAAUAAUAACAGGGGCACUGACUGUGUCAUGAGUCUUAACCAGCGGGGCAACAGUUAGAACUAUUUUUAUAACAAAAUCAUGGCUAUUUUUAUUAACAAAAGCAAGUUGCAGCCAGCAUUAGUUAAAAUUAUAAUGCAUACUCCAUAACUGGGACAUUUAAAAUUAAGACUUCAUCGGGUAUUUUGAGAACAAAAUAUGCUGGACCCUUAGUCUGUGCUCAUAUCCUAUUAAUGCAGGAUCUGUAUGCAGGAUCUAUCUGUAGUUCCUGUCAAUUUAGGGCACUUCUUGAAAAUAGCCCUCUUAGGUUUUUAAUUGAGCAUAGAGAGCAUGGCUGUACUGAAUAAUUUUGCCCUGGUAUUAUGUGCUUCAUGUAGCCCUUCCCUGGGCAGCCUUACAAAUGUGUGCAGAGGGGUCCUCUGGGCAUACAAUGUUGCAUGGAGACUUACACGUGACCUAGAACUCCAUGUUCAAGGCCACAUGGAAGCCUUUGUAUGUACAGAUGUACAUGCAAAGCCCCCCCUGCAGACAUUCACAUUAAAUGCAUGGAUGCCAGGGAGAGGGGCUACUUAAUGCACAUGGUGUCAACAGCUGAGCUACUCAGCACAAAAAAGCCAUGCUUGUAUGACUACUAAAAGGCAAACGUAAUGUCUAAGGUGGGAUUAUACCCUAUCUGGUUUAGUGCAGUGAGGAUCUUUUUAACCAUUUGGGUUGGGAAUGUUUUUAAGUGCUCAGUAUUAAGCGGAUAAGGGGGAUUCUAAAAGAGUAAUUUGGUUGAGUUCCUGCAUUAUUUCUAGCCUGUUUUUUAAAAAACAUUUUAUUUCUAUCACGUUAUAACCUAGCCUUGCAAACAAUGUACUCUAUAGAGCAAAAUAACAAUUCUUUCUGGCCUAAUACUUGGGCAUCUGGUCACAAUCCCUUUUGUUUGUUGAGAUAAAAGAAAAGCACACACACAAUAUUGUGCCCAAUUGUUCAUUAAAUAGUAAUAAAAAUAAAUAAUUUUUAGGCUAUCUGCAUUUACAUUCUGCCAGUUCUGCAAUAUUCUU
This is a messenger RNA of Elgaria multicarinata webbii, 3098 nucleotides long. It is a transcript of the gene MTERF2, whose product is annotated as mitochondrial transcription termination factor 2. NCBI's taxonomy places the organism in Eukaryota, Metazoa, Chordata, Lepidosauria, Squamata, Anguidae. Gene Ontology annotation, biological process: regulation of DNA-templated transcription; termination of mitochondrial transcription. Gene Ontology annotation, molecular function: double-stranded DNA binding. Bases 425 to 1597 code for a protein of 390 amino acids. The record is from RefSeq and is a predicted model, not a curated record. Gene Ontology annotation, cellular component: mitochondrial matrix. The transcript has 2 exons.